AUGAAUAAGGGGAAAUAUGACUUUCGAUAAAAAAAAAAUGAACUUUCUAACUAAAUAAUUCAUUUUCAAAUCAUAUUGUAGAUUAAAAACCCAUUGAUAGUUAUAAAAGAUUAUUGCAAAUUCUCAUUGCAAUCUAAAAUAAUUCAAUUACAAACAAAAAUACAGAACAUUUAAAACAAAUUUCNCGAUUUUUAGUUUCUGUGGGCUAGGCAAUUAGUUGCACAACAUUACUGGCAUAUUUAGCUUAUAAUUAUAUCCCCUUGAAUUGGUUGUCUCUACCUAUUUGGGUCAUAUAUGCCUUUAUAACAGGUACUACCGCCACAGGAAUAUGUAUAAUAAUGAAAUAAUCUUAGGGGUUCUAGGUCAUGAAUGUAGUCAUUUUGCAUUCUCAGAUACCAAGUGGUUGAAUGAUGCUUUAGGUUUCAUGUUACAUUAAGCAUUGUUGGUACCUUAUUUCUCAUUGUAACAUUCUCAUGCUAUUCAUCAUGCUAAGACAAAUCAUUUAUAUGAAGGUGAAACACAUACUCCUGUAAUUAUUGGUUCAAAGGUGGGAAAAAUAUACUAAAAGAUGAAAGAUAUUUUGGGAGAAGAGUGCUUUACUUGCAUUUAGAUCUUCAAUAUAGCAGUUUUGGGAUGGCCUCUUUAUUUUUUAAUUGGUGUUUCUGGAGGAUCAGCAAGAGGGUUCACUAGUCAUCUUAUUGUACCAAAUAAGUUGUUACCAAAGAAAAUGCUACUCAAAACAACUAUUUCAAAUCUUGGAAUGUGCUUAGUUAUUUAUUAUCUAUACAAAUGGUAUUUAGCAACCUCAUUUGCUGAAGUGAUGGCUUUGUACAUUGGUCCUUAUUUGGUGGUCAAUAUGUGGUUGACAAUCAUCACUUCCAUGUAACAUAAUGAUUUAGACAUCCCUCAUUAUGAUGAAUUAGCUUGGACAUGGCUUAAAGGUAAAUUAUUGAUAUUUUUUAGGCAAUUUAUGCACUAUUGAUAGAAAUUACCCUUUGUGGAUAAAUGCUUAACAUUUUGACACUGGCACCACACAUGUUCUUCAUCAUCUCUUUUCUGAAUUGCCUCAUUACAAUGCUAGAGUAUAUUAAAAUUUUAUUAUUUGUAGGAGGCUAAUAUCUAUCUUAAAAAAGUACUCGGUGAUUUAUACCACCAAGAUACCAAUAAAUUGUGGAUAUCCCUUUAUCAAACUGCCAGCCUUGUUGGAGUAUAACACUAAGGAAAUGGAGUCUGGAAAUUUGUUAGGACAUGA
Molecule: messenger RNA, 1252 nt
Organism: Paramecium octaurelia
Lineage: Eukaryota; Ciliophora; Oligohymenophorea; Peniculida; Parameciidae
Source: the annotation of a GenBank genome assembly